AUGACCUCAGUGAUCCACAUGGUCACACAGCUGAAGGAGGUUGCCUGGCAGCUCUCUCUAGUCGCUGGGCAGUCCAUCAUUACAGUCGGCAGGAACAAUGCCGUCAUGGAAUUUCUAGGUACUGAUUGUACUCAUUUACUUUUCCUGGAUGCGGAUGUUGCCUUCACAGUAGACACCAUCCGAAAGAUGCUUGGAGCAGAUAAAGAUGUGAUCCUGGCUCCGUAUCCAGCGAAGAGCCUCAACGAAGACAGGAUGCUUGAGACCGCAGCUCGACGAGGUGGCAGUGCCAGGCUCAGAGAUGGGCUCCACUAUGUUCUGCAUGCGCAGCCACAGCAGGUGCAGGCUGCAUUGGAGCAGGGCUCAUCUCUGAUUGAGGUGGAUGCUGGGCCGACUGGCUGCAUGCUCAUCAAACGCCAGGUCUUUCACAAGCUCAUCCAGGCAUAUCCCGAUAUGCACUGUCGCAUCACUGGCUCUCACGCUGGACGGGCGCAACGCUAUGAUGUUUGGUGGAGAUUCUUUGACACAGCUGUUGAGGGUGGCGAAUUCCUCGGUGAGGACAUCGCCUUUUGCCGCCGUUGGCGGAACAUUGGAGGAACUAUUUGGGCUGACCUGGGAACCACAAUGACCCAUGUGGGACGGUAUGCCUACACCGGCAACAUGUUGGAAGCCUCGCCAAAUGAAGAAUUAUUAAAACCAUAUUAA
Messenger RNA from Durusdinium trenchii, 702 nucleotides. Lineage: Eukaryota; Dinophyceae; Suessiales; Symbiodiniaceae. The record is from the annotation of a GenBank genome assembly.